This is a messenger RNA of Aspergillus wentii DTO 134E9, 990 nucleotides long. RefSeq names its product aldo/keto reductase family protein. Bases 1 to 990 code for a protein of 329 amino acids. The transcript has 2 exons. The record is from RefSeq and is a predicted model, not a curated record. Lineage: Eukaryota; Fungi; Ascomycota; Eurotiomycetes; Eurotiales; Aspergillaceae.
AUGAAGGCCGUCUUUGGAGCUAUGAACAUUGGGGAACCUGGCGACGACCGGACCCCAGUUCACACCGUUGAAGAAGCCCAGAAAAUGGUCGACCUUUUCAAGAGCUAUGGCCAUAUUGACAUCGACACCGCUCGAAUCUACGGCAACGGAUCGUCAGAAGAAUUCCUCGGCAAGAUGGACCUGACCGGGAUGAACGUCGACACCAAGCUCUUUCCAUCGGCAGCCAAUCCGUCCGUUGCGUUCGCGGAGAUUGCAUACCACCACACUCCCAGUGACCUUCGCGCCGGCCUAAUGUGCAGCCUCGAGGCACUUAAGGUAUCCAAAGUGCAUACAUGGUACCUGCAUAGCCCAGACCGCACCGUCCCAUUCGAAGACACCUUCCGUGAAGUGAACAAACUCCACCAAGAAGGAUACUUUGAGAAACUCGGUAUCAGCAACUACCAGUCCUGGGAGGUGGCGACAAUCUGUGACAUCUGUGAUCAGAAUGGAUGGGUGAAGCCGAGCAUAUGUCAGGGUAUCUACAACGCCUUUCACCGCGCGGUAGAGCCGGAGUUACUACGCUGUUUGAGACACCAUGGGAUUUCGUUUUACUGCUUCAACCCGCUGGCAGCGGGCAUGUUGACGAAUCGGUAUCACCGUGGCAAAGCCGAUGCUACCACCGGAGGGAGGUUUGAUUCUGCAACAGGACCAGGAAAGCUUACACGUCGGAGAUACUAUCACGAUGUAUACUUUGAUGCCUUGGACAUCCUUAGACCAGUUGCAGGGAAGCAUGGGUUGACGGAGGUGGAGUGUGCGCUGAGAUGGCUCUCGCACCACUCACAGUUGAAGGAUGAGCUUGGAGAUGGGAUUGUAAUUGGAUCAAGUAGUGUGCAGCAGCUGGAUGAGAAUAUGCAAGCAAUGAAGAGAGGCCCUCUUCCUGUUGAGGUAGUGGAUGCUCUGAAUGCGGGAUGGGAGAUGAUUCGCGGAAAGGAGCUUAUCUACUGGCAUUGA